Messenger RNA from Branchiostoma belcheri (Belcher's lancelet), 1118 nucleotides. RefSeq names its product UPF0676 protein C1494.01-like. The record is from RefSeq and is a predicted model, not a curated record. Gene Ontology annotation, molecular function: dioxygenase activity. The transcript has 7 exons. Bases 37 to 996 code for a protein of 319 amino acids. NCBI's taxonomy places the organism in Eukaryota, Metazoa, Chordata, Leptocardii, Amphioxiformes, Branchiostomatidae.
AUUACCUUUGAGGUACACUACAUUCUUGCAGUAAACAUGAGUGGCUACAUCCCAGUCGUGGAUUUCUCGGCUUACAGCCUUGACAACAAGAACGUACACGACGCCGACCUGGACGCGCUGACAGGCGAACUCAUGCAGGCGUUCACUACUGUGGGCUUCGUGUACCUGAAGAACACCGGGAUUCCAACAUCAGAGGUGAAGAACGUCUUUGACGUCUUCGAUGAAUUCUGCUUUCAACCGGAAGCCGCGAAGGAGAAAUACUCCCGUCCGGUGGACAGGACAGCCGAGCGGCAUGGCUGGGUGGCUCUGGAAAGAGAAAUGUUGUCUCUGGUGGGAAGGGACACGCCUGCCCCCGGUGACCUGAAGGAAUGCUUCAACAUACACCCACCCCUUACUGAAGGACAGACCUGGCCGGAGGAAGUCCCAGAGUUUGAGCCAGUGAUGAUGGACUUCUAUCACAAGUGCCAGGUGAUCGCCAUGCGCCUGUUGGAGCUCAUAGCCAGAGGACUGGGAGUCGAGGAUGUGGACGGUUUCUUGGGCAAGUUCAAGCACGUCGGAAAGGGUCGUAACGGCACCAACCUCCGAACCCUCCGCUACCCUCCCGUCCCGGACGUCAUCAAGCAGGACCAGGUCAGGUGUGGUGAACACCGUGACAUCGGCUGCCUGACUCUGCUGUUCCAGGACAACCAUGGCUUGGAGGUGGUGAACGCUGACGGACAGUACGUCCCAGCCUCGCCCAUCCCGGGGACUGUCGUGGUCAACAUCGCGGACACCUUACAGAGGUGGUCAGCCGACAAGCUCAAAUCGACGAGGCAUCGUGUGGUGAUGCCUGAGGGCCGGGAGGAGAGGCAGUGCGUGCGCCGCUCCAUCGCCUACUUCUUCCACUGCGACAACGACGUGGAACUGAAGUGUCUGGACGGGUCCGACAAAUACGAGCCGAUCUUGGCACGGGAUUACAUAAGCAUGCAAGUCGGGGCCACCUACCUGUCCGGGUAGAUGGGCUGCUCAUCUCAACCCCACCUGACCAUUAAGGUCUGGUUUGAUAUAGAAACUUUAUUUGCAAAAUCAUGCCCGAAGGCUAAUUACUUUAACAAUCAAGUACACUACUCAGUGCAAUA